AUGCCUGAGACAGUCGGUUGCAUGCAUCUGCAGAAGGCCGGACGGCAGAGAUUCGUUGAUCGAUUUAAGGCGGCGACACAGAAGAAGACGGCAGCAGUUCGAGGAUGGUAUGAUAGACGAGGCCCAGGGAACCUCAAGUCAAUGGUCGAGAGUGAGUCGGAAGAUUCAGCUACCCAGAUUGAAGAGUUCUUUACUCACGGCGGCGUUGUAGAACUUCGUGGAUCGAAACGACGCCAACCAGAGAUACACAGCGAACCUUCACAAGCGGCUCUGUGCAACCCCGAAUAUCCUGAAAUCGUCUAUGAGAUCCCGCGCGAGGCCGGAUCGGUCAGCAGCCUUUCAACCAUGCUCCCGCGAGCGUCCUCAUCUACCAUAUCACUCCCAUCGACUUUCUCAAUGGGUUCAAUAAGCGCCGUCGAACCAGGAGCACCUCAGCCAUCUCUUUCAGGGCCUCAUUAUGUCAUUGAUACGCCAGAUGACUUUGAACGAUUCCGGUCGAAACUACGAAAUCAAGUUGAGCUGGAAUCUACCCCUGCAUCGCCCAAGGAGAAGCCCCGAGUUCACACGAAGGCCUUGAAAGUGGAUUCGACGCCAAUCCCGAUCGAGGAAGAACGGCCCAAACCCCAAUUCGAGGCAUAUGCUAGCAAACCAGACACCAACCACCAGAGCCCGGUCACGUUUCAAGCGUACUCGGCAGGCUCGAAGCCCAAACGUGGCCAUGUGAGUUACAUUCCCCCGAGCUUGCAAUCUGGGUAUAUCAAUGGCGUCCCACCAGCACUUCGAGCUGCGCACAACGCAGCUAACUCACAGGGCAAGUCUACGGGCAUGGCAGCUGGUCAUAGCGGUCAAAACUACUCGUGGCCCCUGGUGGAUUUUUACAAGGAGAUGUUUGUGAAUGCUGAUCCGUCACAAACCAAUCUUUCCGCUCGGUGUCAGGAACCACGCAUUCCAUCAAUGGAAUUCUCUGGGAGAGGACUGGAGGACGAGAUGAAGGCGGUACUGGACAAGUUCGACAAGCCAGUGGCCGAGAAAGAAGCGGUGCCAGUGCAAGAUCGAGCGUGGAUGUCGCCUAGCUCACCUUUGCACCCUACGGCUUACGAGAUGGAAGCUCGUAUUCCAGUAGUGCCAGCGAAAGCAGUGGAGGCCCGUUGCCAUCCGCGAGUUCUUACGGUGGGAGCAGCGCAGAAACAGGAGAGCACGACGAGCACCGUAUCUCGGCGGUCGGGUGAGGACCGGAGAGUCAAGGCUGGCGAGUACAACUGGCCCCGGUUUAGUGACGACCUUUUCACGGAUCCAGCCGAAGAACACUCGCGUCAAUAUCGGCGUCGGAGACGGGAAACAAGACGGGAUCUGGCGAGACGUGUGAAUUGUUAA
Messenger RNA from Cladophialophora psammophila CBS 110553, 1374 nucleotides. RefSeq lists its product as uncharacterized. The record is from RefSeq and is a predicted model, not a curated record. The transcript has a single exon. Bases 1 to 1374 code for a protein of 457 amino acids. NCBI's taxonomy places the organism in Eukaryota, Fungi, Ascomycota, Eurotiomycetes, Chaetothyriales, Herpotrichiellaceae.